AUGUCUGCUAUGGAAAUUGAUCAACAUGCUCCCAAUGGAACACUUUCCACUGACGAGCCUGUGGUAACUGGCAUUAUCUAUCCACCUCCCGAUAUCAGAAAAAUGAUUGAUAAAGCUGCAGCCAAUCUUGCCACCAAAGGACCAGAAUUGGAAAACCACAUUCGAGAGACCAACAAAGAUGGCCGCUUCAACUUUUUAAAUCCAAAUGAUCCUUAUUAUGCUUAUUAUCGAUUCAAAUAUCAAGAAGUAAAGGACGGCAAGGCACCUCAGGUAAAUGCCAAUGCUCAAGAUCGAGUGCAAGAGCCUGUCAAAUUACAGCCCGUCAGCCUUGCACCCAAAGAGCCUGAACCAUUCGAAUUCUCUGCCACCAUGCCUUCAAUGUCUGCCCAAGAUUUGGAUAUUAUGAAAUUAACAGCACAAUUUGCAGCCCGUAAUGGUCGUGCCUUCAUCAGUCAACUUGGUCAACGUGAAUCCAGAAACUACCAAUUCGACUUUUUGCGUCCAUCGCACAGCUUGUUUCCGUAUUUCACUGAACUCGUUAAACAGUACACCAAAGUAUUUUUACCGCCUAGGGAUUUGCAAGAGAAACUGCAAGCAAACAAAGACAACAAAUACCACAUUCUGGAACGAGUCAAGGAACGAGUUGAAUGGGUGGCAUGGCAAGAAGCUGAAAAGAAAAAGAAGAAUGACGAGGACGAGAAAGAAAGACUUGCGUAUGCUAGCAUCGAUUGGCACGAUUUUGUCAUUGUCGAGACUGUAGAAUUCACAGACGCAGAUGAACAGGCUGAACUGCCACCACCCAUGAGCUUGUCAGAACUGGAAAGCAUGUCAUUAGCUCAAAAACGACUUGCCGCCAUGCCUACAGAAGCAUUAUCACAACAACAAACACCUGCAGAGCCGGAAGAUGUGGAUAUGGAUGAAUCAGAUGACGAAGUAAGCGGCCAACCUGCCGUUCAGCCUAUGGCGAUGCCCAAGUUGCCAGAUACAUCAGCACCUAUCAAAAUUCGUACAGACUACAAGCCCAAAUUGUACGGCACUACACCCAGCAAGGGCGCUGUGCCUACCGAGCUUUGUCCUCGUUGCGGUGAAGCUAUUCCUGUUGCAGAAAUGGCUGAACAUAUGCGUAUUGAAUUGCUCGAUCCCAAGUGGAAGGAACAAAAGAUGGCCAUGGAAGCCAAGCAGAGAGACAGUAAUUUGUUGCAAGAGGGUAACGAUGUGGCCAAGAUCUUGAAGAACAUUUCUGGCCUGCGUCCCGAUAUUUUUGGAUCUGAUGAAGUGGAUGCCAACAAGCGUAUCCGAGAGCAAGAGGAGGAGGCCAAGAGAAAGGACAGAGUGAUCUGGGAUGGCCAUACAGCUACUAUGGGAUUGGCUAAUCAAAGAGCUCAAAAGACCAGCAUCGAAGAUCAAAUUGCCAAUAUGCAUAAAAAGGUUACUGGCGAUGUCAACAUUGGCCCUCAAAUUCCAGGACAACAGCAGCAGCCAGAAUACACGCCAUUGCCGCCACCCACAGCAUUCUCUGCACCUCAAUAUUACACACCCGAUCAGCAACAAGCAUUUGCAAAUCAAGUGCCCGGUGUCAUGUACAACAAUGCACUCCCUCUUCAUUCUCCUCCACCACCACCCGUCAUGAUGCCACAACCACCCAUCACACCUGCCGUACGCAAAAUGGACGAAUCGGAUUCAGCAGCUGAAAAGAAGCCUCGCUUAGAAGAGCCUGAAUGGCAAGCACCACCUGAUCUCUCCUUUUCCAUUAACAUUCAAACACCCACCAUGCCUGAUAAACCAGAAUGGAAUUUGAACGGAAGCACAAUUUCCGUGCCUGGAUUAUUACCAAAUACGCUCAUCUCCACAGUAAAAGAUCGUAUUGCAUCUCAACUGGGCAUGCCAGCUGGUAAACAAAAGCUCUCCAACGCCAACACAGUACUCAACAACUCCAAGACUCUGAGCUUUUAUGGCAUUAGCGAGGGACACAGCCUGGUUUUAGAAGUUAGAAAAAGAUAA
Molecule: messenger RNA, 2001 nt
Organism: Mucor velutinosus
Lineage: Eukaryota; Fungi; Mucoromycota; Mucoromycetes; Mucorales; Mucoraceae
Exons: 6
Coding region: 1-2001 (666 amino acids)
Biological process (GO): mRNA cis splicing, via spliceosome; regulation of alternative mRNA splicing, via spliceosome
Cellular component (GO): U2-type prespliceosome; U2 snRNP; catalytic step 2 spliceosome
Molecular function (GO): protein binding; RNA binding
Source: RefSeq, a predicted model, not a curated record